GUUUCUUUUUUUUUUUCUCUUUUUGUUGUUUUUUUUUUUUUUAAUUUAUUUUUUUUUUAAUCCCCCCUUCUCCCCCCGAUGUAUUUUUUGCUGUCCCCCCCCGGCAUGGCCCCGCUGUGCUGGCUGCUGGGCUCGCUGGUGGCCGCGGUGGCUGGGGGGGGGUCGGUGGAGCAGCCCCCCGCCCCCGAGCCCGCCUGCCCCGUGUGCCUGUGGCGGCGGCAGAGCAAAGAGCUGCGGCUGGAGAGCAUCAAGUCGCAGAUCCUGAGCAAGCUGCGGCUGAAGGAAGCGCCCAACAUCACCCGGGAGGUGGUGAAGCAGCUGCUGCCCAAGGCCCCCCCGCUCCAGCAGCUCCUGGACCUCCACGACUUCCAGGGGGACUCGCUGCAGCACGACGAGUACCUGGAGGAGGACGAGUACCACGCCACCACCGAGACCGUCAUCAGCAUGGCCCAGGAAACGGACCCGGCGGUGCAGAUCGAGGGCAGCCCGCACUGCUGCUUCUUCAACUUCAGCCCCAAGGUCAUGUUCACCAAGGUGGUGAAGGCGCAGCUCUGGGUGUACCUGCGGCCGGUGCAGCACACCGCCACCGUCUACCUGCAGAUCCUGCGCCUCAAGCCCGUCACGGAGCAGGGCAGCCGCCACAUCCGCAUCCGCUCGCUGAAAAUCGAGCUCAACUCCCGCGCCGGCCACUGGCAGAGCAUCGACUUCAAGCACGUCCUGCAGAACUGGUUCAAGCAGCCCCACAACAACUGGGGCAUCGAGAUCAACGCCUUCGACCCCAACGGCAACGACCUGGCUGUCACCUCGCUGGGGCCCGGCGCCGAGGGGCUGCACCCCUUCAUGGAGCUGCGGGUGCUGGAGAACAACAAGCGCUCGCGGCGGAACCUGGGGCUGGACUGCGACGAGCACUCGGCGGAGUCGCGCUGCUGCCGCUACCCGCUGACCGUGGACUUCGAGGCGUUCGGCUGGGACUGGAUCAUCGCCCCCAAGCGCUACAAGGCCAACUACUGCUCGGGCCAGUGCGAGUACAUGUUCAUGCAGAAGUACCCGCACACGCACCUGGUGCAGCAGGCCAACCCCCGCGGCUCGGCCGGGCCCUGCUGCACGCCCACCAAGAUGUCCCCCAUCAACAUGCUCUACUUCAACGACAAGCAGCAGAUCAUCUACGGCAAGAUCCCCGGCAUGGUGGUGGAUCGCUGCGGCUGCUCCUAGAGCCGCCCCGCCUGCCCUCCUUCCUCCCCCGCCUGCCUCCCCUCCGAGCGAGCCCCCCCUGCCCCCGCGGCCUCCUCUUUUUUGCCGCUUUUUUUUUUGGUUUUUUUUCUUUUCUGGUUUUGUUGUCGGUUCGGGGCGGGGCGGGAAGCGAAAAGCGACAAAGGCCAAGCGUUGAAAUCGGUUUGGACGGCGGAGGAGAGAGAGAGAGGAGGAGAAUCCCACGGAGCAGCGACCCCGCGAUCCCACGCGCAUUGUGCAAUAAAAGCGAGCGGACGGAGAAGGGAAAGGGGGGGACGGGGGGGCGCCGGGACCCCCGGGCCGCGGUGGCGACACGGGGACACCGCGGGGACACGGCCCCGGCUGGCGGCUCCCCCGGGCCAGCCCAGCGGGGAGAGCAGCAGCAGGAGGAAGAGGAGGAGGAGGAGGAGGAGGAGGAGGAAGAGCGAGCGCACCCCGCGUCUCCCCGUGCUCCUGGAGCAGCGCCGGGGACACCGCUGGUGGCACCGCUGGUGGCACCCAAGGCGGGGUGACCCCGUCCCCGCGGCCGCAGCGAGGUCCGGCCGCGGGACCCACCCCCGGGACCGGGAGGAAAGCGCCUCCCUUCUUUAAUUUAUUUAUUUAUUAAUCGCCCUCCCGGCCGGCGCUCGCCCCGCUCCCUCCCCUCGCAGCCGGGACCGGCUCCGGAGGGGCCGCUCCGGCCCGGAGAGCCCCGGGACCCCCGGGCAAGGGCGGCCGCAGGGGCCGGAGCCUCCGCCCGGGCUUUGGAUGCAGCCCUGGCACCGGCCCCGGGGCCCCGGCGCUUUCCCGGGGGGUGAGGGCGGUCCGGCGGCCCGGGGGUCACCCGGAGGCGACACCAGAAUUGUUGGGAGGCUCCGGCUGGGGCUGAAAUUCCGCUUACGCCGCACAUUCGCCUCCCGCUGCCCUCGGAGGGUUUGGGUUUUGUUUUUAUUUUUUUUUCUUUUUUUUUUCCCCUGUUGUUUGUGUUUGUUUCACGUGAGAACGAACCCCCCGCGUCUCCCCAGGCUCCGCCGCGGCUCCCGCGGUUCCUCCCGGCCCCGAGCGAUGCGGGCGGGGCGCGGCCCCGGCGCCGGAGCGGCCGCGGCCGGAGGAGGCUCCGGGAAGGGGGAGAAGCCCCCGCGGCCCCCGGGCCCAGCACUUAUCCCCAGGGGGCCGCGGGGGGACGCGGCCCCGGCCCGGGGGGCUCCGGGCGGAGCAGCACUUAGGGGGACUCACGGGCCGGGGCCUCUCGGCAUCUUUAGCACUUGUCGCCGGCUCCGCCGCAGCCCCGCGGAGCCCCGGAGCGCUCACGGGGCCGGGGCGGCCCCGGGGGGAGGAACGCGGCUCCCCCGGGCCCCCCCUCCUGCCGCCGCAGCACUUAGGGGGCCCCCGGUGCCGCCGCCCGGUGCCGCCGCCCGGUGCCGCCGCCCUGGUGUCGCCGGCGGGGCCCGCAGCGAGGGAACGGGGAUGGGGAAAGCCGGGGAGGGGGGCGGAAGGGAAGGGAGGGGUCCCCGCGCCCCCAAAAGGGGCACAAGCCUGGCCCCAGUGACCCCCAGCCCCUCGCGGUGACCCCCAGCCGGGGAUGCCAAUCCGGGGUCGGGGGUCGCGGCGCCCCCCGGCCCUGCCCCUCGGUGCCCGGGGGGUCCGGGGCCGGAGCGGGGCAGGGGACGCCCCCGUGGCCAGCGCUGCCCCCACCGGGAGAGGUCCAGAACCGCUGGGAGGGACUGGGAGCCCCAAAAGCCGCGGUCCCGCACCCCAAAAACCCCGCGGGGACCCGGGGCUGGCACGGGCAGGUGGCACUGGAGGGGACAGGAAGGGAGGGUGGGAACUGGGACCAGUCUGAGCCGGGCACUGGGACCAGUUCAGGACCGGACACUGGAACCCCCCAGCUCCAGGCACUGGGACCAGUGCCCAGGACUGACCAGUCCCAGUGCCCAGCUCUAACUGGUCCCAGUGCCCGGCUCUGACUGGUCCCAGUGCCCAGCUCUAACUGGUCCCAGUACCCAGCUCUAACUGGUCCCAGUGCCCAGCUCUAACUGGUCCCAGUACCCAGCUCUGACUGGUCCCAGUACCCAGCUCUAACUGGUCCCAGUGCCCGGCUCUAACUGGUCCCAGUGCCCGGUGCUGACUGGUGCCACAGGCAGAGGGUGGCGGGGGGGGGGGGUGGCGGCCCCCCGAGUAUAUUAUUAUUCUAAUUAUUCUAAUUAUUCUAAUUAUUUCCCGCUCUCGGGCUGUGCGUGACGUCUUAGGUUCCUUUUCUGUUGGUCCGUUCGUUGUUUUUGUCCCUCGUUCUGUCGCUCCGGGGGGACCCGGGGGGGUCCCGGGGGGGGUCCCGGGGGAGGGGGGGGCGGGGCCGAACUCAGCACUUGAACAGCAAAAAUAUAAAAAGAAAGAAUAAAAAAAAUUUCCAAAAAAAA
Molecule: messenger RNA, 3626 nt
Organism: Taeniopygia guttata (zebra finch)
Lineage: Eukaryota; Metazoa; Chordata; Aves; Passeriformes; Estrildidae
Gene: GDF11
Product: growth differentiation factor 11
Cellular component (GO): extracellular region
Molecular function (GO): growth factor activity; cytokine activity
Source: RefSeq, a predicted model, not a curated record